CAGACAAGGCUCCAGACAGGAGACAAGUGGGUUCAGUCAGGGCAAGGAGAAGAGGAUGGGGAUCAGACAGAUGUCAUGAGUGGGGGGAAAUCAAACAGAGGACAAGGAAAGAAAGCAGGGAAAAGAGCUGAAAAGAGACAGGACUAGACAGGUUCAAGUACAUGAAGGGUUGUUACAAGGAGGAGGGAGAAAAAAUGUUCUUCUUGGCCUCUGGGGACAGGACAAGCGGCAAUGGGCUUAAAUUGCAGCAAGGGAGGUUUAGGUUGGACAUUAGGAAAAACUUCCUGUCAGGGUGGUUAAGCACUGGAAUAAAUUGCCUGAGGAGGUUGUGGAAUCUCCAUCAUUGGGGAUUUUGAAGAGCAGGUUGGACAGAUACCAGUCAGGGAUGAUCUAGCAGGUUGAAUUUUCCUCCCUCUCCUCCAUUAUGUUUCAUUGGGGCUGGAAGGUGUGACUAUGAGAGCCAAUGUCUGGUCGUGUCACUGACCUGCAGGCUCUGCAGAGCCACCUCCAGGCCAUGGAGCAAGGGAUGGGAGAUGGCAAGCAGCUGGAUGAUCACCCACUGUACCAACUGCCUGAGCCUGGGCUGGAAGGUGCUGUUCUCUGCAGCCCUGACUUCCAGCAGCCCCAGGAGCUGGAGCUCCAGGAGUCCCGAGGACACGCCCCCCCAGAAUGUACCAGGUAUGAGGGAGGGCAUGCCACAACAGAUUCACCCAGCUGGACCCACUGAGAACUGCACCCAACCUCAUGGAGCCCUGAGCAGCCUUGGGAGGCCCAGCCACUCUCUGCUGUGCGUGGAAGAGGAGAUCAAGAACCGGAAAAGACCCAGGCUCUCCAACGGACCCCAGGCCAGUCCCAGCCUUGUCUCUCACUUCCCUCGUGCACUGAGCGGGCCACAGCCCCAGGGCCCGUCCCCCUUUGGACAUGUCCUUCAGAGCAAUAGCCUGGAUCUCCACAGGAGACGUCCCCAGGACGGGCUGCCACACACCAGGACUUUGGACAAUCCCAGAGCUGCGCAUUCUGGGGCCUCAGUGCUCUACAGGCCCAGCACAGAGCAGCUGGAGUCUCCAUCCCUGAAUAACGGACUCGAGGACGGCUGCCCAUGGAGUAGCCGAGUUCCCUCAGGAGGCAGCAGCAUUAGCAGCCGAGUGAGCAAGGUGACGGGUCUAUAUGCUGAGCUGGUCAAGGAGCUGGAGCUGCAGAUGUCCGAGCUGCGGAAUCUCCUCGCCUCUCGGGAAGAGGCCGCCAUGUGGCAGGAGAGGAGGAUCAAGGAGCUGGAGCUGGAGAAUCAGCAGCUGAAGAGCCAGCUCCGGAACCUAGAGGAGCAGAACGACCUCCUCUCCAGCAGGAACGGGGCAGGGGCAUCGGUGGGCAGGACGGUGCUGGGGUCCGGAACCAGCGGUGUUGACAUCAACAAGAGCAACAUCCAGUUCCUGAAAGGCCUGGUGGGUUUGCUGGAGAGCAACGCAGCAUUGCAGGCCAAUGGUCUCCAGCCAUUCACCUCUCCCACGGUGGGGGAGCAGAGGUGCACCCCAGCUGAAGUCCCAAAAAGCCCCCCGGUCUGGAGGACGCGAGCUGGGGUCCCAAGCGGCUUCCCACCCUGGCUGAGCACAGAGGACGGCUCGGGGAGCCCCGUCACGCUCAGCGACGCCACCUGCUUAUGGGAGGAGAACAUACAAGAUACGCUGCCCGAUGGCACCCCGGUGUGGGCGUCGCCCGUGGAGGAGAAUGGGAGGCCCAAGCUGGAGCUGAUCCCCAACUCGGGGGUCUACAUCACCCACCACCAGCUGGACGACCUCUCGCAGGUUUCUACCGACAAGCCCAAGCUGAUGACCAGGCGCCUGCUGGAUUACUUCUUCUCCCGGGAGACGCUCGCCAGGUCUUCGGCCACCGGCCAGCGCAUCGCCCACAACAACACGACCAUGGAGAAACCCAUCCGCCUGCCGGUCGCAGUGGUAAAUGCUAUCAAAGAGUAUGUCACCAAAGUGUGCGGCAAGAGCUGCAACUUCAACGCCGUGAUCAACAGCAAGUGUGGCACCUCCCGAAGGGCGGUCAAGAAAAUGAUCAUCAAGAUGGAGUAGACGGUGCCUGGGCCAGAGCCUCCCAAACGUCCAACAGCAAACCAGCUCCGAAAACAUUCCUCAGAAGAUCCGUCGUCGCCCCCACUCCAACAGACGCUGGGGUGCUGGUGGCCCAGGUCCCCUCCCACACAGCUGCUCUGAGGGUGAGCACGGUGGAGAUAAUGCGCCCCUCCUGGCAGACUUUACAGGGGCAGCAGUGGUGCAGUUUGAGCUCUCAUGCACUUAGUACAUGCCCUGCGGGGCCUGAAGCGCCUGCUGUGUAGCCAUCCUGGGGCAGUCAGUCCUAGCAUGCAGACCUCAGUGCGUGCAUUCCUGGGGAGGGGUCACUGGGGGAGAAGAGAGCUGGCAGGUGCAUUCUGCCGCCAUAGUUCUGACGUUCCGUUCUAACGAGUCCCUGAGGAGGAAGGACUGAUCCCACUGGGGAUGCCGCACUCACCCAUGGGAAAUCUUUGUCCUCUUUCAAAACUUGUCAGCUCCAUUCUGGAAUCCCAGCUCCGCGAUGCUGAACAUUAACGCUGCAGCCCUCUCCCCCGCCUCUGGGCAAGCGCUUCUCCCAGCGCAUCAGUCUGGAAGAGGGACAGUGCCGGCAGUGCAACGGGGCCCAAGCUGCAGUCACGGCACUGGACACUCUGGCAAGAGCAGGGGAACUUCUGCUUUGAAACAGUUCUUACCAGACUGUUUACCAGCUGAGCCUGUAGAUAAACCCAGAGCCUUAAGUCUUUGGAGUUGGAGGGGGGCGGGAUUCAGUCUCCCUCCCAUCCAGCAAGGUCUGCUCUCAUGCGAAGACUCAUGGCGUGGCUCAACUGACAAUUUCUCUGCUCGCUGUAGAUGUAAGAAUUUAACUGGGGGCGGGACAUUUUCCCCCCCAUAAAGAAAGUUCCUAUAAAUACUCUAUUUCUUGUAAAUAAAAUAAUCCUUCCUCUCUUCCCGACUUCCCUAAUAAAGGCUGGAAUGUAACAGUG
Messenger RNA from Gopherus flavomarginatus (Mexican gopher tortoise), 3040 nucleotides. RefSeq lists its product as uncharacterized. NCBI's taxonomy places the organism in Eukaryota, Metazoa, Chordata, Testudines, Testudinidae. The transcript is spliced from 7 exons. Bases 534 to 2078 code for a protein of 514 amino acids. The record is from RefSeq and is a predicted model, not a curated record. Gene Ontology annotation, molecular function: DNA binding.